AUGCCGAACACCGCUGAGGACGAGGGAGAGACCAGACGGCCGCCGAGGAACCCAGGAGAAGAGAGAGAAAGAGAAAGGGAUGGACCGCGGGAUCGCGAUCCUCCACCUUUCUAUGAUGGUGUGGACCCCGAGGGAACUUUCAAGACAUUCGAGAAGAAUGUCAAGCUGUGGUGCUUCGAGACCGACAUUCCCAAAAGGAAGCAGGGCGCGAAGUUGCAUAGAGCUCUUUCUGGGAUGGCUCAACUGGCGACAGAAGAUAUGGAAUUUGAAGAUAUAGCCACAGAAGAUGGGGUCAAGAACAUCAUGAACAGGCUGAGGGAUUUCUUUCUUCCUCACCUGGAGGUGAGCCUGCCAAGGGCUUUUGAAGCUGCUGUUUAUGGCAAACCUCGUCAGGCCGUCGAGACCUUCCCCGAGUACCUGGCCAGAAUGGAACGGGCAUUCAACCGGCUGGGAAAAGAGGGAGUAGAUCUCCCAGACGGAGCCACUGGAUACAUUUUGUAUCGACAGGCUUCUUUGAGUGAGCCCCAGGAGCAAAGGCUCCUCACCUGGUGCGAUGGAAAGUAUGACAAGGUGUCGAUAGUGAAAGCGCUCAGGAAGUUGGACAAAGUGGUGAAAGACAAGAACGGCAAAAGCACCUAUGUGAUGGACUUCGAGGACCUUGCCACGAAUGACUCCUACAUCCAGGCUGAAGAUGAAGAGGGCAACAGCGAAGACUUCAUCUAUGUGGGUGAAGGAGACUUGGAUGGGACCUACUCCGAAGAGGAGAUGAUCGAGGCUCUAGCGAGCUACCGGGAAGUGCACGUGGAACAGCUCAAGCUCAGGACACGAUGUUGGAGAUGUGGCGCUCUUGGCCACAUCAGUCGAGAGUGCACCAACCCUCCUUCAGACAAAGGCAAAGCUGGUGGACCAGCCGGACCUCCCAGCUCCUCGAGCGCAUCUACCAGAACAGGGUUCUUUGUAGCUCAAGAGGGGUCGACAGACCAGGAUUUUUUCACCUCGACCGGCCAGAAAGAAAGUGCCUUUUGGUUGAGACAGUUUGUAGAAAGCCGGAAGGCGAGCACCGAAUUGGGUGCGGAGAUCUCAGCCGAGUCCGAAUACAAGGAGCGACAGCCGCCGUCCGUAUCGUUUUGUGGCAUCACUACAGGUUCAGAGUUUGGGGUGGUAGACACUGCUGCUGAAGGUGGGCUAGUAGGUUUCCCAGCACUUCAACGUCUAGAACGUCGACUACAAGAUUUUGGACUAUGCAUCAAAUGGAUCCCCAAACAAUCCAUAGCAAAGGGUGUUGGAGGUCGGGCUGAGGUGGUAGGAGUUGCUUUGAUCCCCAUGGGCAUUGGAGGGUGCAAUGGUCUUUUGGAGGUCACCGUCGUAGCCGGAGAGGUUCCACUUCUUUUGCCGGUUAAGUUGAUGAAGCAGCUCAAAGCGGUCAUUGAUUUCAAUCAGAACAAGUUUGUUUUGACGGAUGAGGGCAUUGAGUUGCCCAUGCAAGAGUUGGCAAGCGGACAUGUGGUCAUAGACAUUUGUCAUGUUCAUCAAGAUGGUUUCAAAGUGCCUGAGCAAGCUCCUUUUUGUGAGAAUGAUUUUCGACUUCAAGCAACAAUUCAAGCCAUGCUGGCUCAAUUCGAUCGAGCAAAGCCUGCAGCUUCCCAGCUGAUGGAGCGCAUGGGCCGGCUGCUGGGCGACUCUCAGAGAACCCCUCCGCCAGACGUGGUCAUGAAGGGACAGGCACGACGUCCCAAGUGGGCUUUCAGGAAUUGGAGGGUGCUGCUGGACAAGCUGUUCAUCAUCAUGGCGUUCGUCGAAAGGCAAGCUUUGGUCAAAGAGUGGCUGCCGUCGCUUGUACCUUCGGAGCAAUUUAUGCCACCGUCCAAGCAGGAAGAAGACAGUUUGGAAGCCGUGUACGCGAAGAUCAUCAUCACGGCCAAACCUUUGGCACCACUCAAGUCGAAGGAGAAGCCUUCCGUGUCAGCCAGUACCUGCAUCCAUCCAAAGCACCAAUUGAAGGGAGGAGGAAACAAGACGGCCUCCUAUGUGACUUGCAAGAUGUGUCACUCCAGGUGGGAAUCCCCUCUGCAGGCCGCCGAGAUCAAGGAGGAUUUGAAGAAGCAGAAGCAGGGCCUCUUGAGUCAAACGAAGACGAAUCUCGCUUUGAAGAAGGAAGAAGAGAAGGGAAAGGAGACCGAGUCUCAGAGAGCGGCAAUCAUGCAGCUCUUGCGAGAAGAGAGAGCCCAGGCCGCUUCCGAGAAGAUGGAGGUGAUGAAGGAGUUCGAAAAGCAAAGAGUGGCCAUGAGGGAGAAGGAAGUGCAGAUGCAGGCGAUGAUGUCCACGGUGGUGAACCAGAAGGAGGCGAUGGAGAGGAUGCUAGAGGAGAAGAGUCAAAGCAGCCAAGAACCAGUCAAGGCACCAAAGAAGACGGAAGGACCGUUAGGCUGCGAACCUCUGUGCCACUGUCAGUUGAUUGCUCACAAACUGAGGAGACUCCCGGAGGAAGGAAGCAAGGAGAAGGAGAGGCACUUCUGGGCCGAAGACCAGUCCUUCAGAGAUGAGCUUUGCUGCAGUGAGCAGCCGGAAGAGGAGCAAAAGUCCAAGGACAGCAUCAAGGAGGAGUGCGGGGGAAGCGGAAUUCAUUCCAAUUCCGGACAGCGACUGAAGGAGGAGUGGGCUGAAGCCCACACUGAGAAGGGAAGACAAGUGUUGAGGAAGAUGCAAACCUCCAGGCACCCGCACCUCAUCGCCGAUAGAAGGUUCCAAGUGGAGGUCGAAGAAGGAAGAUGGGAAGAAAGAGAGGGACUGGUCCCUCUACUAGAGCAAAAGAGGACUCGAGUGCAGACUGAGCUCAAACCAAGGACUUGGAUAGAAGACUUCUUCGGCAUUGACAAGGAGACCCAAUUCAACCACAAGCAAAGAAAGGAAGUCAUGAAGAACAUCCUCAAGGUGUGUGAAGUCUUCUCUCCGCCAAGAAUAGCUCUUCAAGCACCAAAGGUGGGACUGUCCCAAGGAAGUUCUUUCGAUCUUGAAACUGGUUGGGACCUAUCCAAGGCAGAAGAAAGAAAGAAGAUGUGGAGGAAAUUGAAGGAAGAAGAUCCGUGGCUGAUCAUCCUAUGUCCUCCUUGUACUGCCUUCUCAGCCCUCCAGUUCCUGAACUUCCCCAAGAUGAAGAUGGAGAAUGCUGCAAUGUUGAUCAAAACCGGCAUGGAGCAUUUGAGUUUGGCCAUGGCCAUUGCCAAGUGGCAGCAUCAAAGAGGGAGGUACUUUCUCUUCGAACAUCCAGCCCAAGCCGUGUCAUGGAAAGAAGAAGUUGCGAAGAAAGUAGAAGAGCUGGAAGGCGUGGAAAUCAUCACCACGGACAUGUGCAUGUUCGGGCUGAAUGUGAAUGGCAUGGGACUCAACAAGAAGCCAACCAAGCUGAUGAUCAACUCAAAGGAGAUGAGGAAAAGACUUGAACGAAGAUGUAACAAGAAGCAUGUCCAUGUCCCAACACUAUGUGGACUUCCAAAGAAAGCCCAAAAGUACCCACAGGAGUUCUGCAUAGAAGUGCUCCGAGGACUAAGGAAGCAGAUUCGAGUGGAUGAAGAAGAAGAAGGAAACUUGGAAGAAGCUCUUGAAAGGCAAAUGGAGGAGGAGAUGAAGAAAGAAAAUCGAGGAGAAAAGGAGCAAAGAUAUCAAGUCACCGAAGAAGAGAAACGCUCUGUUCUGAAGCUGCACAAAGGCCUCGGACAUCCGCAAAGGGCUGAAUUUGUCCGUUUCAUGAGAGCCGCUCGAAUUCGAGGAGAAAUCAUUCGAUGGGCAUAUCAAGAGUUCGUGUGCCCAGCAUGUCAAGCUCGAGCGAAACCCAAGGCCACAAGACCGGCUGCAAUACCCAGGACUUACCAGCCUGGAAGGGUGUUGGGCAUUGACCUGAUCUUUUUGCCAGAAGUUGGAGGAGAAAGGUUGUUCCCUGCUCUUUCGAUGGUAGAUUGGGGGAGCAACUACCAGAUGGUGGAAAGAGUUGCCGACAAACAACCCAGCACGAUCUGGAGCACUUUGUGGUCUACAUGGGGAAGAACCUUCGGUUUGCCAGAGGUUCUAGUGGCCGAUGCUGGAAAAGAAUUCUCUUCACAGUUCAUGCAGAUGGCCGUAUCCCAUGGGAUCGUCACACAGACUACUGCCGCUCGAGCUCCAUGGCAAAACGGAAGAACAGAAAGGCACGGGGCUCACUAUAAAGAGUUGCUGGAGAAAGCAAGAGAAGAAGCAGUGAUCACCUCAUCUCAAGAACUACAGUUGUUGAUGCAGGAAGUGGAGAUGACAAAGAACAGGUUCAGCAACAGAAGUGGCUUCAGCCCAGUGCAAAGACAAAUCGGUCAAUGGCCAAGAGUUCCCAGCAACUUGCUCGGAGACGAUGUGAUUGACCCGGGUUUGAUGAAUGGAGCAGUGGUUGAUGACAUGGAAAGAAUGCAUGAGAUGAGAAGAAUUGCUCAAAAGGCAUUCAUCGAGCACAACGCAAAGGAAGCACUAAAGAGAGUGGAGCAAGGAAGAACGAGAGUUCCUCAAGAGUUCACUGCAGGUGACUACGUCUAUGUGUACCGGGUGCCCAGAGCGAAGAAGAGGAAACAUGAAGGAUCUCUCCCAAGCCACGAGAGGACUCCAAACAAGGCUACCUGGGUUGGCCCUGGAACACUGAUAGCAGUGGACGGUGCAAGCUUGUGGAUCUCCAUGUUUGGAGAACUAUGGAGGGUCGCUAGAGAACAAUGCAGAAGGGCCAUCAACAUCGAGCAACAAGGCAUCGAAGAAGCCAUGAGAAGUCAUCAAACAGAAAAGGAUACAAAGACCUUCGAGGAGAAGCAUGGCCUGAAGAAGAUGAAGGAGAAGAUGCAGAAGGCACAUUCCGAAAGCGACCAAGAGAAGAAGGAGCCGCAGAAGAAGAAGAAGAAGAAGCGAAUAGGAGAAGGCCAAGAAGAGAAGAAGAGGAAGGAAGAGGAAUGGAAGAAUAUUCUCCUACUCAAGUCGGAGAAGAUGAAAGAGGAGUUCAAGCUGGAAGAGCUGAAGGAACAAGCUCCAUAA
Durusdinium trenchii is the source of this 5037-nucleotide messenger RNA. The record is from the annotation of a GenBank genome assembly. Lineage: Eukaryota; Dinophyceae; Suessiales; Symbiodiniaceae.